Molecule: messenger RNA, 1089 nt
Organism: Aspergillus ibericus CBS 121593
Lineage: Eukaryota; Fungi; Ascomycota; Eurotiomycetes; Eurotiales; Aspergillaceae
Product: aminotransferase class IV
Exons: 1
Coding region: 51-1034 (327 amino acids)
Biological process (GO): carboxylic acid metabolic process
Molecular function (GO): catalytic activity
Source: RefSeq, a predicted model, not a curated record
CAAAGAACGAACCCGCCCCUCCUGCUACCCCAAGCACGCAACGACACAAAAUGGCCUCCAUGAAUAAAGUAUUUGCCGACUAUGCCGCUCGCCAAGCCAUACUUGAAACCAGCACCAACCGCUACGCCAAGGGCAUUGCCUGGGUGGAAGGCCAACUCGUGCCCCUCAGCGAGGCCCGCAUCCCCCUCCUCGACCAAGGUUUCCUGCACAGCGAUCUGACCUACGAUGUUCCCUCCGUCUGGGAUGGUCGCUUCUUCCGCCUUGAUGACCACCUCGCCCGACUGGAAUUGAGCUGUGCGAAACUCCGCCUCAAAUUCCCCAUACCCCGCGAUGAAAUCAAGCAGAUUCUCAUCGACAUGGUCUCCAAAAGCGGCAUUCGCGAUGCCUUUGUGGAAUUGAUCGUGACACGUGGGAUGAAAAGCGUACGAGGUGCCAAGCCGGAGGAUAUGGUCAACAACCUCUACAUGUUCAUUCUACCUUAUCAGUGGGUAAUGGGGCCUGAUGUCCAGCCGGUGGGUGGAAGUGCCGUCAUUGCUAGGACUGUUCGCCGUGCACCCCCGGGCGCUAUUGAUCCUACCGUGAAGAACUUGCAAUGGGGUGACUUGACGCGUGGUAUGCUUGAGGCGUCCGAUCGAGAUGCCAUGUAUUCGUUCUUGACGGAUGGAGAUGCGCAUCUUACCGAGGGACCGGGGUUUAAUAUUGUUUUGGUCAAGGAUGGAGCUCUCUACACGCCUGAACGUGGUGUGUUGCAUGGUGUUACCAGAAAGAGUGUUAUGGAUGUUGCAAACGCGUUUGGUAUCGAGGUUCGGCUCGAGGCUGUGCCAGUCGAGUUGGCAUAUCGGUGCGAUGAAAUCUUCAUGUGCACGACCGCUGGUGGAAUUAUGCCGAUCACGGAGCUGGAUGGGAAGCCCGUCAAUGGGGGCCAGAUUGGUCCGAUCACGAAGAAGAUCUGGGAUGGAUAUUGGGCUAUGCACUAUGAUCCGGCCUAUAGCUUCGUGAUUACCUAUGAUGACGAGGCAAAGGCAAAGCUCUAGGUGUGGAUUCAUCAGGAUGUUUGUAGGGAAAGCGCUAUAGGAAUAACUUCUAAUC